GUGUCAGAUUUUUGACAGGUUGCUGUUUGAAUCAUUUAUUGUUUGCCUUGUGCUCAAUCUGAGUCCACAGUUGAUUUACUUUUUGAUCUUUGUCCUAAUAUGUGGCAGGAUACUUGUUCACAGUAUAAUAUAAUUAGGUCUGAGCAUCUAAAGCGCUGUAAAUGCCUAUUGUAAUUGAGGGUUUUUUAUUAUUCUUCUAAUGCUGAGUGGUUGUUUUAAGAUAGGCCUGACAAAAUCCAAAACACAGUGGUUUUACUAUUUUUCUCCUGACUUUAUAAGUAGUUGGCUGCAGAAACUUAAGAUCUGUUAAAUCCUAAAUAGGGCAAUAAAACACAGAAGAGUUUUUUUCUGGUUAAUAGCACUGUGAUCCUUAUGCAUUCUUCUCCCCUAAACAAAUAUACUGUAGCACCUCUGUUAAUAUGUAAGGUGACAUAAAAACGUAUAAAUCCAAAGGUGUUUACCUAAACGGGUUCAGCUUAUAAAUGAAACUUCACAGAACAUGUUGCCUCUGAAACACCAGACUGACGUGUACAUUAAAUGUAUUAACACUAGAAUUCCCAGGGCCGUCAAAUUGACGGGCUUGGGAGUUCUAGUAGAGUUAGAAUUCUGGGAGUUCUAGUGUUAAAACAAAGAGAGGAAACACCUUAGAGCUGAUCCCUCUGGAGAAUUACAGCCCCUGGAAUAAACAUGACUGUGGUUUGCAACCUCAUUUGGUCAGAACUGUAUUGUUCAUUUCCUCCUCUGUUGGCCAGCUGCAGUAAAUAAGUUUUUCUAUGAACUAUGAGAACCUUUGUAGAUGUGUGCCCUGCCUGGAUUUAAAGGUGCUCUGGAUCAGGAUUUCUCAGCAGAACUCCUGCAUGCAGUCUCAUGCUGCUCUUUUUUCUAUGCAUUUAUGUACAGCUCAAUAAUAACCCAUAAUGCUGAUUUAUCAGUUUGAAUGUAUUUCUGCAGCAAAAUGGAUUUAUUUGAAACGACAGCAAAUGGCCUACUAUAAAGUAAAAUGUGCAAAGAUCAUCGCACUUGAGAUAGCAUGACCAUUCUAGCAGGUCAUUAAGUCCUGCCCUCUCUCUGGCUCAGCAAGUAACCUUUCUUCACUGUCCUGUUUGUUUUUUUGUGACUCCCUGAUUGCUUAGCUUGACAUAACUUUUUUCUAAUUUGCACACUUUAAAAUUAGUUAUUGUGGGUAAAUUUAUUUAUAUUCAGAUGUUUUAAUCUUCAAUUAAACUGAAUCACUGAUGUCAUUCAAGAAGCUUUUGGUUUGUUUUAAUUCACUAAAUAAAUAUUCCCUGCUCUUCACAGAUGAUUUUAAUGAGAGCCUUCAGCGUCCAUACCAUCACAUGUCAUCACAUGUCAUCUAAAGAUAGGAAAUGAGUGCUGCCCACUGUGUCCUUCUGGCAGUCGAGUAAAAACAGACUGUACGGAGUUCAGAAGGAGGUCCUGUCUGCCCUGCACAGAUGGAACUUAUAUGGACCUGCCAAAUGGAGAGAAGAGAUGCACUCCAUGUUCUACCUGUGAUUCAGGAGCUGGUCUGAUGGUCAAACAAGGAUGUAGAACAUAUGCAGACACAGUCUGUGAACUAAUGGAGGGGUUCUUCUUUACAGACCCUAAAUCAGGAGGCUGUGGUGUAGCACAGAAACACAGGAGCUGUGAACCAGGACAGUACAUCAGCAAGAAAGGAACAGCCUCCACAGACACAGACUGCUCUGACUGCUUCAGUGGAACAUUUUCUAAUGGGACAAUGUUGUCUUGUCAGCAACACAGACAAUGUGAAAAAGAAAACCUUCAGCUGAUAAAAGCAGGAACAGCUUCAACUGACGCUGAAUGUGGAGAAGAAGGUUCCAAUAUCACAGGAAUAGUGAUCGGUGUGGUGGUUUUAUUAGUUUUAGCAGCGAUUGUUGCUGUUUAUCUUCUCUGGAAACAUCGGAGGAAGGCAAAAGCAGUCAUUUGCACAAAACUACAAAAACCCCAAAGGGAAGAUGCAGAAGGAGCAGAACACAGCAAUCCUUUGACAACACCAGAGAGGGAAACCUUUCAUUAAACACGUGGGGGAAAAUCUUCUUCAGGAUCCAGAUACAACCAAGCUGGAUGCUGAGUCAUUGUUUUUACAGUGAUCAGAAAAAAGUAAAACUCUCUUCUCCACCAGAGGCAUGAUCAUCAUCUUAGACUGAUCACUCUGCACAGAAAUUUGAACUUCUGGUAUUAAGAUAUUUGAAGACUGCAGACUGUGUGGAAUUGAAGAUUACAUGAAAACUGGUAGCUGUAUUAGCUCUGUGACUGUAACCCAGAAUGAUUUAGAGGAAAUGUUCAGUAAAUCAGCAACUUCA
This is a messenger RNA of Girardinichthys multiradiatus, 2324 nucleotides long. Its product is annotated as tumor necrosis factor receptor superfamily member 14-like. Bases 1466 to 2038 code for a protein of 190 amino acids. The record is from RefSeq and is a predicted model, not a curated record. Gene Ontology annotation, biological process: positive regulation of T cell migration; negative regulation of alpha-beta T cell proliferation; defense response to Gram-negative bacterium. Gene Ontology annotation, cellular component: external side of plasma membrane. The transcript is spliced from 8 exons. Gene Ontology annotation, molecular function: protein binding. Lineage: Eukaryota; Metazoa; Chordata; Actinopteri; Cyprinodontiformes; Goodeidae.